This is a messenger RNA of Enhydra lutris kenyoni (northern sea otter), 5615 nucleotides long. RefSeq names its product solute carrier family 35 member F6. Lineage: Eukaryota; Metazoa; Chordata; Mammalia; Carnivora; Mustelidae. The transcript has 6 exons. Bases 129 to 1244 code for a protein of 371 amino acids. Gene Ontology annotation, molecular function: transmembrane transporter activity. The record is from RefSeq and is a predicted model, not a curated record. Gene Ontology annotation, biological process: transmembrane transport. Gene Ontology annotation, cellular component: membrane; intracellular membrane-bounded organelle.
CACGUGACGCCCGGCCCGGAAGCGCUCGCUCCCGAGACCCCCGGGUGACGGGGUCGGUAUCUGCCUUCUGGAGGGACCAGGAGGGUCGCGGGGGUCCCUGCAGUUUUCCGCUCCCCGCAUCCGCCGCCAUGGCCUGGACCAAGUACCAGCUGUUCCUGGCCGGGCUCAUGCUUGUCACCGGCUCCAUCAACACGCUCUCGGCCAAGUGGGCAGACAACUUCAUGGCCCCGGGCUGUGGAGGGAGCAAGGAGCACAGCUUCCAGCAUCCCUUCCUCCAGGCAGUGGGCAUGUUCCUGGGGGAGUUCUCCUGCCUGGCGGCCUUCUUCCUGCUUCGGUGCAGAGCAGCGAGGCACCCAGAUGCCAGCAUGGAUCCCCAGCAGCCCUUUAAUCCCCUUCUUUUCCUGCCCCCUGCCCUGUGCGACAUGACGGGGACCAGCAUCAUGUAUGUGGCCCUGAACAUGACAAGUGCCUCCAGCUUCCAGAUGCUUCGGGGUGCGGUGAUCAUAUUCACGGGCCUCUUCUCGGUGGCCUUCCUGGGACGGAGGCUGGCGCUGAGCCAGUGGCUGGGCAUCCUUGCCACCAUCGCGGGACUGGUGGUCGUGGGCCUGGCCGACCUCCUGAGCAAGCACGACGAUCAGCACAAGCUCAGUGAAGUGAUCACAGGGGACCUAUUGAUCAUCAUGGCCCAGAUCAUCGUCUCCAUCCAGAUGGUGCUCGAGGAGAAGUUCGUCUACAGGCAUAACGUGCACCCGCUGCGGGCAGUUGGCACUGAAGGCCUCUUCGGCUUCGUGAUACUGUCCCUGCUGCUGGUGCCCAUGUACUACAUCCCGGCGGGCUCCUUCAGUGGAAACCCCCGCGGGACGCUGGAGGACGUGCUGGACGCCUUCUGCCAGGUGGGUCGACAGCCACUCAUCGCCCUGGCGUUGCUGGGCAACAUCAGCAGCAUCGCCUUCUUCAACUUUGCGGGUAUCAGUGUCACCAAGGAGCUGAGCGCCACUACCCGCAUGGUGCUGGACAGUCUGCGGACCAUUGUCAUCUGGGCCCUGAGUCUGGUGCUGGGCUGGGAGGCCUUCCACCCCCUGCAGAUCCUGGGCUUCCUCAUCCUCCUGAUGGGCACCGCGCUCUACAAUGGGCUGCACCGCCCGCUGCUGAGCCGCCUGGCCAGGGGCCGGCCCCCCGCAGAGGAGGGCGAGCACGAGAGACUGCUCGGCGGCUCCCGGACUCCCAUCAACGAUGCCAGCUGAGCCUCGCGCAGGUUCUCCGCUGCUACCUGGAUGCGCCUUGUCCACCCUGAGGCCAAGGCUGCCCGGGCUGGUGAGCCUCCAGUGGCCUGUCCCCGAGGCCUCACCCUCUCCUCCCCACAGACCCCCCCCCCAAGGGCAGCUGCUACCCCAAGAGAUGACCAGACACCCAGGUCCUCCUUGAUCACCACCCCCUGUGCCGCCCACACAGGCCUGAGUACGGUGACCUACCCCUGCCAGGCUCCCCCCAAGCCCCUCCUGCAACACAAGCACUAAAUCAUGAAGUGGAAUUGCAGGAACUAACAACCCUAAGAUUUUCUCCUAAAUCAUAAGCUAAAUUUGGUUCUCCAGAGAAGAGAGGUCAGUGAACACAUUCAAACCAGAACUUGGCGCCGUGUUUUCUAGAACCUAUAGGCUAUUUGCUAACCCUGCCAUGGAGACCUAAGUUUUAGCUGGACUGUGCCACAAACUCGGCGUAUGUCCCCCAGCCCAUUACCUAGUGGCCCUGGGCCUUGGGGUCCUCGUCUGUAAAACAGAAGGUGCAGCUGCUGUGGCUCCGGUGCCUUCCAGCCUCAGCCGGGCCCAUCCUCUGGGAAAGGAGGAGCACCUUCUUUGGAAAUGCUCCUCUGCUCAUGGUGCCUCCUCCCCAUGCCAGUGCUGGCGUCCUUGCUCCCACACUCUCAAGGCCUCCCUGCCCGGGGCGGGGGGGAGGGGGAUGAUGGGGAAUUCCAAGCAGCCCUUAAUAGCAGCUUUUACGAACUCUUCACCUUCCAUUUUAAAGAUGAGAAGACUGAGGCCCAGAGAUGUAAGUGGUUUUGCAAGAAGGCUCUCCUGCUGUAGACUCCGGCCAGGCCCUUGGGAUCCAGAGCCCAUCUGGACCUCAACCCUACCCCCAGCAACCCGACUCCACAGAUAUCCCUCCAGGGUGACGAAUUUACUAGCACUGCGCCAUUUAGAGUAAUUCUGGUGUCCUGGGCAUGUGUUAAGUGCUCAGCGGUAAUCCUUCGGUGUAACAAGCUGCACGGGUGGGUGCAGAUGAGGAAGCCACGGCCCAGAGGUGCUUCACGGACUUCUUCACAGAGCCUGCAGUCCCAGCUAGGUUUGCCUGAUUCCAGACCUACAGCCCCACCCACCUUACAGGUCUCUCUGGGGUCUUUGGAGUAAAUUUUCCAUGGCCAGAAUGAAAGCUUCAUGUGCUGUUGCUGUUGUCCGCCCCCCAACCCCUGAAGAGAGGGGACUGGCAUUGGGGACCCCAGGGAGCAGAGCAGCCCUUCCUUGUGGAGUUCCUCACUCCGUGGCAGUUUCUGGAGCCUCAGACCAUUUUUCUGGGCAGCUCCAUCAUAAAACAAAACACCGAAUGCCUUCCUUAAAAUAGAUCCUGGGGGAAGGGCUCUUUGACAACGCAAAGCCCUCAGGCUGUGUGGGAAUCAGCAGGUUAUUAGAUUGUUGGGAGGGGAGGGCCACUCGCUGCCACCAGCUCCAAGUCCCCAGGGGCCCCAGAACUUCUGUGGGCCACAGUGUGCACCCCAGAAGGAAAUGGGGGGUGAGCCUGGUGGGGACUCCAGCUUCCUUGUCCAAAAUAACUGGGGCCUUACGAUGGCAUUUGAGGCUCUAUUUUUAAAAACAAAAGGGAAAUUGACACACUGUCAAUUUUUUUUUUUUUAAUGAGAGGGAAGGAGCACAAUGGUUAAAUAUCAGGCCUGACCCCAAAUCAGGCAAAUCACUUUACUUCUGGAUCUUUGGGUCUUCACAUCUCUAAAAUGGGGAGGCUGGCCCUCCAUCUUGUGGGAUGAGUGUGAAAAUCACAUAAAAUAAUAAACUGAAGGUGCCCGUAAACACCCACAUGGCAGAAUGUCAUGUCGGGUUCACACUGCCCUCUGGGGUGGCCUGCUGGGGGCACAGGAGUCCCAGCAGAGGCCCAGCACGGAGCAUCAGUUCUCCAAGGGGAAGAAAUGUCUUAUUAAAAUACACCAUCAUGGAAAAAAAAAUACACCGUCAUUGAGGAGAAUGUAAAAUUCCCAUCUAUUUUAAGACAAAACAAGAUCCCUCAAGAACACUUCAUGCCCACAGUAGGUGCCCUCCCAGGCCCUGGAGAUGCGUUCCCUCUCUCCGACCACUCAAGGCUGACUUCUCCUCUGGAGGGUGAGUCAAGAGGCCUUGAGGUCAUGUGGGCGGGAGGGUAAGGACCACCCCUCUCUCACUGAGGCUGAAGGGUUGUGGGGAAUGUUUUUCAGUGGAGUAAGGGGGUUCGGAAUGGCGGAAGUUUGGUUGGAGGUUCCGAACCCCAAAAUCAGGACUGAUAACAGUCUUCUGUAAACACCAUUUGGAAGACUGUAAUUUAAACUAUGUGCAUCAUAGCGGACCAGUCAGUCCCUGCCCCCUGCAAAAAGGUCUUGGGGGGGCGGGGGGGGGCUAGGGCAGGGCUGCCUGCAGAACUGCCAUCCAGAACCUGGGGUAGCCCUCGGGCUCCUCCACCAGGAAUCUGCCCACAAGGCAGAGAGAUUUAGCAGCAGACCAAGUGGUUCCAAUUGCCUUUACUUUGUCCAAAGGUCUCUGCUUAACAAACAGCACUCAGAGAGGUCAGAGCUCUGACCCCCGCUGAGGACAAUAGGAGGAGUGGAGCAAAGGGCCACCUGGUGUAGAGAAAAGAAGCAGAAGUCAGAGAGCUUCGACUUUGGGUGACCUUGGACAAGUCAUGUUACCUCUCAAGGCCUUAGCAACCUAUAAAAAGAAGAGGUUCUCCGCAUUACUGAAUACAUAUACCUCCCUGACCCACUUACAGAUUAACCUCAUGCUUUCAUAUUUGCCUUAGUUAAAAGCCCCUUUGGCCUUUUGUUGACUACAUCCUUUCAAAACUUAAGGUCAGCAGGGAAUUUCCCCUAGAUAUAGAAGUUUAUAAAUCACCCAUCUUCAUUAGGAACGCUUGUCAAAAAACCUUCAGUAGAGGACUACUCUCCCAGAAUUCAGCCAACUGUAUUGAGAACGGAUGUGCUCCGAGGGCUGUGGAUCCAGGAAAGAAAAACAGGAGACAAAUGUGUAAAGAAAGAAUUCCAGCACAGUGUGAUGUGCAUAAGGGGCCUUUGUAUGAGAUACAAAGGAAGCCGUACAGGAGCGAUUAGCUAACUCAGCCUAGAAUGCCCAGAGAGCUCCACUCAAGAGCUGAGUGUUAAAGAACGGGCAAGAGUCUCCCUGGCCGGGAGCUUGUGGAAAGCUCAGAAACGUGUAAGUGAUGUAUUCAAGAACCGCAGAUAAGUAGACAGGUAUGCCUGGAAAUAAGCAUGCAAUGCUAAAAGUGGCCAGAGACAGGUCAAAGAGGUGGGCAGGCGCCCACAUGGUGCUGUACCUUUUAGAUUUUGCGGUGGCAUGAGUUGACAACUCUGUAGACCUAGAGUACCCUGGGGGAGUUUUAGGCAAGGGAGUGAUAGGAUCCAAAUUGCUGUUUGGAAAGAUCACUAAAGGCAGAGACCAGUAAAACAACGCAAUUGAUUAGAGUCUGAACUAGAGAAAUAUUGAAUAAAUACAAGAGCCUUUCAAGGAGUCGGCUUAUAUUUUAGAGCCCCUAGCUGUCAGAUCUUAACAUUGCGUAGGCCUCCACCAAAGAAUGGAUCUCCUGGACCAGACUGCUCACCCCACCCUCCAUCACGGUGGACACACAGAGUAUCCCCAAGUAUAGCUGCUUCCCUUUUUUUCCCCUUCCUUUGCCCUUUCCCCCCUCUUCUUAAAAAUCAUAAAAUGCACACAACAAAACACCAUUUUGAUUAUCAGUGAAAUUGAAUUCUCCUUGCUAUGCAGUGGUAACCACUAUCCAUCCCCAGAACUUUAUCUUCCCAAACUGAGAGUCUGUACCCAUUCAACACUAAUUCUCUGUUCCUCCUUUCCCUUGAGCCUCUGACAACCACCACCCUUCUUUCUAUCUAUGAAUUUGACCACUGUAAUGUACCUAAUGUAAGUGGAAUCAAACAGUAGUUCUCCUCAUGUGUCUGUUGUAUUUUGCUUACCCCAAUGCCUUCAAUACCCCAAUUCACGUUGUAAUGUGUCAGAAUUUACUUUCUUUUUAAGGCUGAAUAGUAUCUCAUUUUAUGUAUGCACUACAUUUUGUUUAUCUGUUCAUCCGUUUGGACAUUUUGGGCUAUUGUGAGUUAACAUCGAUGUGAGCAUUAGUGUACAAAUACCAGCUCAAGUCCCUGCCUUUAAUUCCUUUGAGUGUAUACCCAGAAGUGGAAUUUCUGGGUCAUACGGUAAUUCUACAUUUAAUUUUUUUUUGGUUAAUCAACAUACUAUUUUCCACUCUGGAUGCACCAGGGAACAAGGCUUGCGUGAAAUCGCUGAUUUUGUAAUGACGUUUUCCCUAAGAUACGUUAACUGGAAAACAUU